Paramormyrops kingsleyae is the source of this 6448-nucleotide messenger RNA. RefSeq names its product cache domain containing 1 (gene cachd1). Lineage: Eukaryota; Metazoa; Chordata; Actinopteri; Osteoglossiformes; Mormyridae. Gene Ontology annotation, molecular function: voltage-gated calcium channel activity. The record is from RefSeq and is a predicted model, not a curated record. Gene Ontology annotation, cellular component: voltage-gated calcium channel complex.
ACUGAAGUAAACUUUCUCCAGAGAAUACAGUGCAUAGAUACAGGUCAAUUAAGUUAUCAUGUUUUGCAGAAACAAGUUACCACUCUCAAAAACAACCUAAACUUCCCUGCUAUAAUUAUAGGCCUAUAUGUGCAGAAAAAAUCAUUACAACUCAUUAUAACGCCUGUAGAUAGCCUUGCGUAGUAUAACUGAUUACGAAUCAUACAUCUAUAUUGCACUUAAAGGACGUAAUAUAUAAAAAAAUCAAAAUAUUCUUCAGUAUCGUUUCAAUACGAUGCCCUCCAAAGACCUUCACCCGAGGUGUAUUGUUAAUCUUUCAAAGUAACAAUAAGUGGUUCUGUCGUUCUUGUUAAUUAUUUUCCACCGUCUUCGUUGUUGUUUUAUCGCAAUGAAGCCGAAAAUCAAGAAUAUCAGAGGCCAUUAUUUUGACUUUAUACGUGGGGUCAGUAGGUGGGAAGGAGCGCGGUGAGUUUUUCUUCUUCUUGUUAAAUCCCCGAGUUAAAUCCCAAUCCAGGUCCGGCGCGGUGUUUCGCUGCCGCGCCCCCUUUGUGAUGCUCCGGGUCUGCCUGCGCUCCGAGCCGCCGCUGCCAGGGGGGUUCUCUCCUCCGUGCUUUCGCUCUCUUACGCCGCUUUAAAUCAUCGCUAUCAUUCCCCCCCCUACAAUAAAUGGACAACAGGAGGACGCGUUAAUGCCCGCUCUCCAGCGCAAGGGAAGCAGCGCUUCGGAUACCUGCUGGAUUUUAGCUACAAAGUUUACAAAUAGUUCGCAAGUUCCCCCCCCCGCUUUCUUUCUUUUUUUCCCCAGGGCUGCCGAAUUGCCAGGUUAGCCUUUAAGUGGCCGAGCCGUCAUGGCGAGCCCGGCGUCGGAGGGCUCCGCGAUCGCGGGCUGCAGUCGGCGGCGGAGCGGCGCCCUUCGGAGCCUCGUCGCCGUCUGCGCUCUGACCUGCUGCGGCUUUCGCUGCACGGGCGCCGCGUUUUCCAUCCCGGAAGAAGCGCAAGUUUUAGCGGCGCAGAUGAAGAGGCUUUCGGCGCAGGAGCUGGGGGUGUUCGCCAUGCAGAGAAUAUUCAACUCCUUCGUCUACUCUGAGAAGAUUUCCAACGGAGAGACUGAAGUCCAGCAGCUGGCGAAGAAGAUCCGCGAGAAGUUCAACCGCUACCUGGAUGUGGUGAACCGCAACAAGCAGGUGGUGGAGGCCUCCUAUACGGCCCACCUGACCUCGCCGCUGACCGCCGUGCAGGACUGCUGCACCAUCCCACCCUCCAUGAUGGAUUUCGACGGCAAUUUCAACACGAACGUCUCCAAAACCAUCUGCUGUGACCGCCUGUCGCCCACCGUCAACAGCCGAGCCUUUAAUCCCGGCCGGGACCUCAAUUCAGUUCUUGCAGACAACCUCAAGUCCAACCUUGGGAUCAAGUGGCAGUACUUCAGCUCGGAGGAGGGGAUCUUCACUGUGUUCCCCGCUCACAAGUUCCACUGCAAGGGGACCUACGAGCAUCGGAGCAGGCCGGUGUACGUGUCAGCAGUGCGACCUCAGCCCAAGCACGUGGUGGUGCUGAUCGACCACGGAGCAUCCCUGACUGAAACCCAGCUCCAGAUCGCCAGAGACUCUGCCCUCAUCAUCCUUAAUUCCAUCGAUGAGCACGACAGGAUCUCUGUGCUGACGGUGGCUGACAUGGUCCGCUCUUGCUCCCUGGACCAGUGCUAUAAGAGCUUCUUGUCCCCCGCCACCAGUGAGACCAAGAGGAAGAUGGCCUCCUUCAUCAGUAGCAUCAAGGCCUCGGAUAGCCCUACCCAGCAUGCACUGGGUUUUCAGAAGGCCUUCCACCUUCUGAGGAACACUAACAAUGUCACCCGGCAGCAGACCAGUGAGGACACAGAUAUGGUGGUCAUCUACCUGUCCUCGGGCAUGACGUCCAAGGACUCCUCCGAGACCGAGAAGAGGGCCACCCUCGGCAUGGUGAAGGAAGAGAACCAGUACCUCAACAACUCCGUCAUGAUCCUCACCUAUGCUCUCAUGAACGAGGGUGUUACUGGGCUGAAGGAGCUGGCCUUCCUAAGGGAUCUGGCAGAACAGAACUCGGUCAAGUACGGGGUUCCGGACCGUUCCGCCCUGCCGGUGGUCAAGGGGAGCAUGAUGGUUCUGAACCAGCUGAGUAACCUGGAGACGACAGUGGGCCGCUUCUACAUAAACCUGCCCAAUCGUAUGAUCGACAAGGCCAGCUUCAGCCUGCCCUACGCAGACCCCAUGGGGGACAGUUUCAUUAUGACUGUCAGCCGGCCGUGUUACUUUGGCAACCUGUUGCUAGGCGUCGUGGGUGUCGAUGUCAACCUGGCCUACAUCCUGGAAGAUGUCACUUACUACCAGGAUUCUCUGGCAUCCUACACUUUUCUCAUAGAUCAGAAAGGCUACACCCUCAUGCACCCGUCUCUCACCAGGCCUUACCUCAUGGCCGAACCCCCCCUGCACACGGACAUCAUCCACUACGAGAACAUCCCAGGCUUCCAGGAGGUCCAGCAGAACAUUCUGAGCCUCCCCCUGGGCAGCCAGGUCAUCACCGUCCCGAUGAACUCGUCCCUCUCCUGGCACAUGAACCGUCUGCGGGACACCAGCAAGGGUUCCUACAAUGUCAGCUAUGCCUGGAAGCUGGUCCAGGACACGGCAUUCAUCCUGUGCAUCGUCUACAUUCAGCCAGAGAUCCCCGUGAAGAACCUGAAGAACCUCAACACGGUGCCCAGCAGCAAGCUUCUCUACCACCGCCUGGACCUCCUAGGCCAGCCCGGCUCCUGCCUGCACUUCAAGCAGCUCGCCACAGUCGAGAGCCCGACUGUCAUGCUGUCUGCCGGGAGCUUCUCCUCCCCCUACGAGCACCUGAGCCAGCCGGAGACUAAGCGCAUGGUGGAGCACUACACCGCCUACCUGAGCGACAACACGCGCCUCAUCGCCAACCCCGGCCUCAAGUCGUCUGUCAGGAACGAAGUAAUGGCUACCAGUCACAUAACCGAUGAAUGGAUGACACAAAUGGAAAUGAGUAGCCUGAACUGUUACAUUGUGCGCCGUUACAUAGCAACGCCCAAUGGGGUGCUGCGGAUUUUCCCCGGCUCCCUCAUGGACAAAGCUUUCGACCCAACCAGAAGACAAUGGUACCUUCAUGCUGUGGCCAAUCCGGGCCUUAUCACCUUCACGGGCCCUUAUCUGGAUGUGGGCGGGGCUGGAUACGUGGUCACAAUCAGCCACACCAUUCAUGCCUCCAGCUCUCAGAUGGUCCCCGGCAGUGUGGUGGCUGUUAUGGGAAUCGACUUCACUCUGCGCUACUUCUACAAGGUUCUGCUGGACCUGCUCCCCGUCUGCAACCAGGACAAGGGCAACAAAAUUCGCUGCUUCAUCAUGGAGGAUAGAGGCUACCUUGUUGCUCAUCCCACUCUGAUUGACCCCAAAGGUCAUGCCCCGGCUGAACAGCAACACAUCACACACAAGGAGCCGCUUGUUGCCAAUGACAUCCUCAACCACCCCAAUUUCGUGAAGAAGAAUUUGUGCAACAGUUUCAGUGACCGCACUGUGCAGAGAUUUUACAAGUUCAACACCAGCAUUGUGGGUGACCUGACUAACCUAGUCCACGGCAGCCAUUGCUCCAAGUACCGGCUGACCCGAAUCCCCGGCACCAACGCCUUCGCCGGCAUCCUGAACGAGACGUGCGACUCGCUGGCCUUUUGCGCCUGCAGCACCGUGGACCGGCUCUGUCUCAACUGUCACAGGAUGGAGCAGAAUGAGUGCGAGUGCCCGUGUGAGUGCCCCCUGGAGGUGAACGAGUGCACCGGCAACCUCACCAACACCGAGAACAGGAACCCCAGCUGUGAGGUGCACCAGGAACCCCUGUCAUUCACCACCACGGAGCCCAGUCUGCAGGAUACGCUGCCCCAGUGCAUCAACACCCGCUGCAGCCAGCGCUACACCAGCAGCGACUGCUUCGGGGUGUUGGACUGUGAGUGGUGCACCAUGGACAGCGAUGGGAAGACCCACCUGGACAAGCCCUACUGUGCCCUGCAGAAGGAGUGUUUCGGGGGUAUUGUGGGAGCCAAGAGCCCCUACGUGGAUAGCAUGGGGCACAUAGAGGAUGAGGUGGCAUCCCUCAGCAUGAUAAAGAGCGCCCCCGUGGGGCCGGUGGCAGGCGGUAUCAUGGGCUGCAUCAUGGUUCUGGUUCUGGCCGUCUACGCCUACCGUCACCAGAUCCACCGGCGCAGUCACCAGCACAUGUCGCCCCUGGCUGCCCAGGAGAUGUCGGUUCGGAUGUCCAACCUAGACAAUGAUCGUGAUGACCGAGACGAGGACAGUCAUGAAGAUCGGGGAAUAAUUAGCAACACACGAUUCAUCGCCGCGGUGAUCGAGCGGCACACGUACAGCCCUGAGCGGAGGCAGCGCUACUGGGGGAGGUCCGGCACGGAGAGCGACCACGGGUACAGCACCAUGAGCCCACAGGAGGACAGCGAGAACCCGCCCGGCAACAACGACCCCCUGACAGCAGGCGUGGAUGUGGGUAACCAUGACGAUGACCUGGAACUGGACACGCCCCCGCAGACGGCGGCGCUGCUGAGUCACAAGUUCCAGCCUUACCGGCACAUGCACCACCGGCCGAUGCACCACGCGCGCCACCUACAGGCCGCUGUGACCGUGCACAGCGUGGAUGCUGAGUGCUGACCGGCCCUGGGAACGAAGCAGAGGCCUGCCAUUUAAGCCCACUAGGGGGCGACUUCUGAGAUGGAAUCAAUCGACCUUUAGAGGACGGACACAGAGGGAGAAGCUGAGAGGUCUGGGGCGCAGGGGAGGAGACUCAAUAAACACUAUAACAAUGCAUUUGAGAUUUCUAAGAAAGAAUAUUAGAGAGAUAUUUUUCUACUAUUUAUUGAAGAGGACUUGAAUCAUAUGGACAGUUAAGACUGAAUUGACUUUAAAAGUGAGUUCAGAAGGCUGUACACCUAUACGGACACACUGGCUGGAUAUUCAACACAUCUGUGAGCCAUUUCAUCAUAUAAAGAACAUUGUUUUCUAUUUUUUUUUUGAGGUAAGCAUAGAAAGAAUAUCCGUAGACAGACAGUACCAAAAUGGUACCUGUUUUGUGGGCAGAACGACUGCAGAAAUUAGACGCUUCAAUUCCUGGCCUUGUCGAUUGCAGAUCUGAAGGUCUUACAUGCCACUCAAAGUACAUCGUGAUGUCGCUUAUGCCCUGAAGGGCGUGGGAUCCCCAGACAUCCCAUCUCCUUUGGUUGGGGUCAUGUGAGGUGCGGCGCCUCCCUGUGGCCACACACACAGACGCAGGCUAUGGAGCUGCAGCAAGAUGGGAAACUCAAUUGCCUUUCAUAAGAAUUCUGUCCUCUGUGGCCAUUACUCUGGCUGCUGUGAAUUGUGGACAUUUUACAUGAAGUCUAGCUGUGUGCGUGUGUGUGUGUGUGUGUGUGUGUGUCUGUAUGUGUUCAUGCAUGUUAGAGAAAUGGGUUCUGUGUCCAUAUAAGGGAUAUGGCCUCUUAAACCUAUCAGCUGACAGUAAUAUUGCACGAUUUUAUUUUUUUAAGUACUGAGGAGCAAAAGGCACACUUUCAAAUGUCUAUACAAUGCACUGUUAAUGUUUAACAGACCAUCGGAAAAAAUGCUUCUAAUCGUCAUUUGUUGCAUAAACAGAAUCAAUGACAAUUACUGCUAAUCUCUUAAAAGGUGUAUUAUUGUUUUGUGUUCCAAUCCCGACCGAUAUUGUGUGUAUGUAUAAAUGUUUAGACAAAUGACAUAGCUAUCAGUGUGAAUCUUUGAUUCAAAAUUCUCGAAUGUGUGUAAAGUGUAUACAUCGUACGAUAUCAGUAAUCUUCAGUUUUGAAGCUAUUUUUACACAGAAAUCUUUGUCCUUGUUAUAGCUCUGGACAAAACAAUCUUCUGGUUUCAUUGUCCAUAUUGGAAUGGAGGAUGUGUUCUAUCUGUCUCACGUCAAAGCAGUGGAGACAGAAUAAUUGUUAAACAGUUUGUCAGGUUUGACUCCAUAGCAUCUGAAAAUGUAUCCUAAUGUUUCAAUAACAUUCAUUUUUGGGAUUGACCAUAUUGAAGUGGCAGAUAUCGGCCAGGAAUGUAACAUGACAUCCAGUGAAAUGCUCUUAAUUAAACAUCUGUGUAUUCUUUACCUUGUAAAUGAACUUUGUCAUCUUAAAACAAGAUACGUUUUACAUUUGUGGCCUCCUGUUAAACACAGCUGAUAUAAGCUUCUUUUGAUUUAAUUUGCGACGAUUAAGUAUUUACUGGCCAACGUAAACAAGCAUAAUCUUGUGUAUACUGGACAUUAAGAAUUAUAUUGUUACCGAAAGAAUCCUGGUUUCACGUCAUUCCUUUUCCUUAUGUCGAUGUAUGAUAUUGUUUAAAAAAAAAAAAGAUGUUUCAAAAUGAAUGUCAUAAAAGUCCCACUUUUACAGAAA